AUGUCAUAUUGGAGAAGCAAAGAAAGGAGAAGGGUAAGUAAUAUAUAAGACCUUUAUUAUAUACAUGGCAUUGCACUUAUUAUUGAAGCUGAUUGCAUGCAUAAACCAGAACAAGACUUCUUCAAUGGCAUGCAGACUGAUAUAUCAGACAUCAGGAAAUGUUAUAUACCGAAAAUACUGGUAUUAAAUCCAAUGUCGGUAUGACUUUUUCAGUAAUACCAAUAUACCGAAAUUUCCAAUAUACCCGAAUGUUUCAGUACGAUAUGGUAAAAUAAUCAAUAUUUCUAUUAAAAAUCUCAUUGAAAUGACUGAAAUUCCUUCGAAACAGCUUUGAAUUUAGGGAAGGUUAGUUUGCUGACCUCAGAAUGACAUUUCAUCAAACCUUUUUUCUUCAAGACUGGUUUAGAACCAAACUUGGAGUAGGGUUAGGAUUAGUAUUCGGAAUAGGGUUAGUAUUAGUAAAACCCCUUUACUUUGUCAAGUAUACCGAUAAUAUCGGUAUAGUUUUCCCAGUAUACUGAUACCGGAAAUUUCUCAUAUCAAACAUCACUAUUGCUAGCUCUUGUUUGAUUUAAAAUGAAUACAAAACCCAUAGUCCGUGUGUUGUGACCCGAUAUCGUUCACUUUCAUUAAGCAUGUCUUAGAUCUGAAAUAUUUUUGCGGGAACUAACACUUUCGAACACGCUGAUUUCAAAUCCGAAAAGUUCCCACUCUGUAGACCCGCAGUUUUUUCACAAAAUGCUAUUUUAUCUUCACUAAUUUCACAACAAAUUUUUUCAUUGUUCAACGAUACGGAUCGAUGACGAUACACGAUUAUGUCACUCAAAAGGACCAAUUUCUAUUAACCAUUCUUCCUUUUAACAAAAGAUCGGUUCUGCUCGAAUCAUUUUGAGUUAUGGAAUCUUAUGCGUGUUGGACGUAAACAACAUAUCUUGUCUAUAACUUUGAGAAGGUACAGAUAACGCUUUCUAAAAUCCUCAGUUCUAGAGAUAUCUCUUUAAAAUCACAAUGACGUUAAUGUCAAGUCUUUUAGCUAUGUCACUGGCCUGAAAAAUAACUCUUUUAACGCGAUCAAGAUAUUUAAAACAAAAGUAACGCGAAGCCAACGUAACGGCAAAGAUAACGCUAAAACGAAAUAUUGUCGAAUGGUUGCAGGUAGAAGACUUACGACAGGAUCAAUCUUAAAUAACCCUAAACUAUAAGAAUAAAUGUUCACAUCAACGACAAAGAUCGGUCACAAAGUAUAAAAUACGCUCUGUAAACUUACCGCGAAGUGGAGAAAUGUGUGCAUGAGCUGUUUAUUUGAUGAUUUCGACGUAUAUAGAAGCCCUCUUUCCAAUAAUACUCGCUUAUCGCACAGUAUAACACCAACUGAUGUAAUAGUUCAAAUGCAAUGAUAAGUUAUCUCUUGAAUUACGUCUUGGAAACCGUGUUGGAAAUUUCAGUGCUGAUCCAUUACAUAUAGAUUACCGUUUUAUAUCUUUAUAUAAAACAUUCUGAUCGCAUGUAAGGAAUUAUUUCUCAGCCCAGAGACAUAGCCCAAAGACUUAACAUUAACGUCAUUGUGAUUUUAUAGAAAUAGAUCCAGAACUAAGGAUAUUAGAAGGAAUUAUCUGUACCUUCUCAAAGUUGUAGACAAGAUAUGUUGUUUACGUCCAACACGCAUAAGAUUACAUAACUCAAAAUGAUUCGAGCGAAACCGGUCUUUUGUUAAAAGGAAGAAUGAUUAAUAGAAAUUGGUCCUUUUGAGUGACAUAAUUGUGUAUCGUCAUCGAUCCGUAUCGUUGAACAAUGAAAAAAUUUGUUGUGAAAUUAGUGAAGAUAAAAUAGCAUUUUGUGAAAAAACUGCGGGUCUACGGAGUGGGAACUUUUCGGAUUUGAAAUCAGCGUGUUCGAAAGUGUUAGUUCCCGUAAAAAUAUUUCAGAUCUAAGACAUGCUUAAUGAAAAUCGUUUUCUAGGCACUUUUCGAGGUCACAACACACGGACUACCAGUCGAAUUGCAUUCGUAAGAAUUGCAUAACAGAUUUUAUGAGUUAAAUUAACACCUAACUUGUGCUUUGUUUUUACUCCUAUCACAGCUUCUUGGAAUUGCAGGAUAUGAAGUCUUGUUAUGUGCACCAACAGAGGCAUUAGCUGACAAACUGCUUCAGGUGAUUGGACAGAAGUACUCUAUCAACACAAACAAAGCACAUCUGCAGAAUGAGGUGAUGCUAGCAGUAAGUGACAAUACAAUUCUAUUAUAUUUUAACAGUCCUCAAUUAAGUAUUUCUGCAAUUUCCUGCUGGUUUUUCUUUUAAAUUUUCAAAAUGUUCAUAUGAUUAAAUGAUAUAAAAUGUUAACUUAAUGCUUAAAACUGUGAAAACUAAAAGAAUUUAAAAAUUUCAAUUAAAAAGGUUUUAUAUAUACACUUGGUCAAGUGCUCUGGGAAUUUAACCCAGAAACCAGUAUUGGUAUGUAGUGGUCACAAACACGGUGGGCACAAAAGACAGCUAAUUCGGCCAUGUACAAGUAACUUUCUCUCGUUAGUUUGGAAUAUCACGAAACUUCCUCACAGGAUAGAACUUGCAAUUCCUAAAAAUCCUAUCGUUUUUGUUUUUCGAGUUUGUUACAUUUUGGCGGGGAAAAAAAAUUAAACACGAGCUAAGAACAUGCUAGUAACUUUUUUGAAGAGAUUGUCCUAUAAGGAUCUCAAAACUGUAAAAACAUUAAAAAUACAACAAGGCAGUGCGAAGAUAUGGCGAUUCAAAAUUCGAAAAAAAUCUAUUUUUAGUAACAAAAUGGGGUUUUUUCCCAAAUUUUAAGCACCAUAUCUUUGCACUGCUUUGGCGUAUUUUCAAUGUUUUCACAGUUCUGAGAUCCUUAUAGGACAAUCUCUUCAAAAAAGUUCCUAGCAUGUUCUUACCUCGUGUUUAAUUUUUUGCCACUUUCCCGCCAAAAUGUAACAAAAUCGAAAAACAAAAACGAUAGGAUUUUCAAGAAUGGCAAGUUCUAUCCUGUGAGGAAGUUUGGUGAUAUUCCAAACUAACGACAGAAAGUUAUUUGUACAUGGCCGAAUUUGCUGUCUUUUGUGCCAACCGUGAAACAUGUGCAUUUUUCUGUUUAACCCAUUGAGUGGCAUUGCACUGUGAUGUGCCCUACUUUAUUAUUUUACUCCGUCUAACACCAGACGAUUUUACUUGUCAAGGGGAGAGCGCUGGCACUUAAUGGUAACACUGGCCUAUCUGCCCAUGUGUCUAGUUAACCCAAUGAGUUGCAUUGUGCCCUGAUGCACCCUACUUUAUUAUUUUACUCUGCCUAUACGCCAGAUUAUUUUACUCUCUCUAUAUGCCAGACGAUUUUACUUGUCAAGGGGAAAGCGCUGGUGCUUGAUGGGUUAAUUAAGCCAUUGUUCAACAUGUCUAUCAACACCAGCUUCAGUAUCUGAUCCCAUUGCUUUUAUAUAUUUGAUAGCGUAAAUAUGUCAGAGAAAUGACAGUUUCACGGGCCAAAAAAGAGGAGUUUUGGCAGGCCAUGUACUCAUGGAAGACGACAACCUGGCCAAAUGGGCUAUCGCCGGAUGAUUGGCGUGCAGUUAGGAGGGAGGACUUAGCUGCCUAUGAUGCAAAAGAAUAAUUUGAUUUGACAGUUGACUUGACUUUUUUGCUAUUUUAAAAUCACCUAGCAUGAAACAGCAUGUUUUCAGACUUACAGUAGCUUUUCCUAGUGUCUGAAUUCCCUUGCCAAAAUCUAAACAAAUUAAGGUUACAGGAUACCCGGAAAACCACUGAAUAGCAGAACGAUUAAAACCAAAGUUGGAUAACUUAUCAAGCAAUAUUUGGUCGUCCAAUGUAUUGAAUGCUUUGCUUAGGUUUGUAAAAGACAAGUCCAGUAAUAUAUUCCUUGUCUAAAAUGUUAUGGAGCAAAGUAUUUGUUACAUGUGUAAGGCAGGAGGCUGUUGAAUCUAGUGGACAGAAGCCAGAUUGGUGAAAGGAGAGCAAUUUAUGUUCUUGUAGGUACUUAUAUACCAUCCCAUGGACAAGCACGUUCAAGAAUCUUUGAGAAGAUAGACAAUACAGAUAUAGGUCUAAAGUUCGAGGGAUCUGUCUUAGUCCCAGCUUUGUGAACAGGAGUAACUACUGUAUGUUUCCAAUCAGUUGGUAAAGUUCCCUCGUUUAUAGUUCUAUUCAUAAGGAGCAGAAGAGGUUCUGCAAGACCAGGGGCUCCAUCCUUUAUGGUAUAUCUGGCAUACCAGAUGAUUUCUUUGUAUUAACUGUGCAUAGUUGGGUAUAAACAAACUCUACAGAAAUUGAACUCAAUUCAAAAUGUACAUUUUGAUCUAGAUUUCCCAUUAGUUGCAUAGGAGAAAUUUGAGAGAUCAAUGGAAGAGACAGCAGCUAUAGAGCUGAAGAGUUAAACCAAACCUUGAUGAUAUUUUCAUAGGGUCUAUGAUUGUAAGCCCCUUCAAUCAUUGAUUGAGGCAUGUUUAUCAAUUAGUGUCUCUUUAAAUGACAUCCACAACUCUUCAACUGUAAGAGAUGUAUCAAUAACAUCCCAAGACGAUACAGCGAUGAAAUAAGUAUCUUAUGCUUGUUUGGGAGCAUAAUUUCCAGCCAAAUCAUUUUGAUUUCGCUAUAGGUCAGCCCCUUGGGCACGCAAUGAAGUUAGAUUUAUAGGAUAUUGCAGUACCACCACCUCUCCGUUUGUCUUUCCGAUCAUUUCUUACAAAACUAUAUCAUUCAAUAGCAAGCUCAGCAUCUCGCCAGAAGCAGAUUAACUAUGUUUCGUUUAAGCAGAGCACAUCAAAUGGAUUUUCAUGCAGCAGGAUCUUUUAUAGUUCAUCAAGAUGUUUCAGCAGACCAUGCAUGUUUAGGUGACCAAUCUUGAGACCAGGUUUUGAAAGCCUUGGGUCACACCAACCUGGAUUGGUUGCUACAUCACAAGAUAAAGAUAUCAUCAGCGAAGCAAUGCCGGUGUAUUGGAUGAUCUUGAGAAAUUUGAUGAGUUUAUUCGAGUGUGAAAUAUCGGUGCCAGGUGAAGGCCGCCUCAAAGGCGCCCGAUAUAACAUCAAUUUUUGGGAUGCUUCAGGUGCAGCUAAUUCUUUACUAGCGUUUCUAGGCAAGGAUCCAGCAAAUAUUAUCAAGAAAAAUACUUGAAUCAGACGUUUUUGCCAAGUAUAUCACAGAGCUGUAAAAUGUACACCAACCAUCUUGAAUUAAUCACUAUAUGGUUGAUUUGAUGGUUCUGAUGUAGCAACCAUCUCCAUGCUUGCUGGAGAAUAUGGAAAAUACAAAGCAAUAAAAUAACACACACACAGUUUGGAGGUCAUCAUGAAGGUAUGUUUGUGAAGCUUGUUGAAAAGCUUUCUGAGCAUGAACACUCCAACCCAGAAGCAACCAUUGACUACCAGUUGUAUCCUGGGGACAAUAGUCCACUUAUUGUCAGUGUGGUCACACCACUUAUGAAAUGUCUCCAUAAAGACAUUGAACAGUCUGGAGAACUCUAACACAAAAGCACACAAUUUGAAAGCUUUUUUGUUGUGCACACAGUGUUGCAGGGGCAUUGCCAUGUAUGUGGCCUGCUAAUUACCAGUGAUGGGAAAGAGAGCAGCAUAAAACAAGUGUUUACCAUGCUGAAGAAUUGUCUCCCUGACUAUGCAUAAUAUGGCAAUGGCCCAUCAUUGGGCCCGAAAAUUAUGUUAACUGACAUUUGUCAAGAACAGAAAAAUGCUUUGAAAGCUGUGUGGCCAUCUGUUAUUUCAUUGCUUUGUAUUUUCCAUAUUCUCCAGCAAGAUGGAGAUGGUUGCUGGAUAAGAAUCAACCAAAAUGCUAGAACUGAAAUCUUGGGUUUACUUAAGAAAGCCCUGUAUGCCACAUCUGAAGAUAUGUUUGAAGAAAGCUUUGAUGAACUUCUUGAUGAGAUGGAAGAAACAUACCCUCAAGCCUUCAAGUAUUUUGAAGGCUUGUAUAUGGAAAAGAAAGAAUUUGCUCUUUGUUUUGGAACUUCUUUGCCUGUCAGAGGGAACCAAACGAACAAUUUUGUCGAGUCACAGUUCCUGGUAUAAUUCUUGCUAGGGUAAAAGAAUACAAUGUUGUUACACUUUCUGAUAGACUUACUGUUGAUUUAGUACCUGCUCUCAAUUGUUGAUUGAUGUUUUGAAGGUCACUACAGGAGUCGUUUCAUGGGGGAAACAAAAGCACAAGGGUGAUGGAGCUCAAGUAUUCAAAGUCCAUCAGAAGUUAGGAGUUUCCAAAUGGAAUUUUCCAAGUUAG
Paramuricea clavata is the source of this 6249-nucleotide messenger RNA. Lineage: Eukaryota; Metazoa; Cnidaria; Anthozoa; Malacalcyonacea; Plexauridae. The record is from the annotation of a GenBank genome assembly.